Messenger RNA from Fomitiporia mediterranea MF3/22, 595 nucleotides. RefSeq lists its product as uncharacterized. The transcript is spliced from 2 exons. The annotation marks the transcript as partial. The record is from RefSeq and is a predicted model, not a curated record. Lineage: Eukaryota; Fungi; Basidiomycota; Agaricomycetes; Hymenochaetales; Hymenochaetaceae.
AGGCUGUUCGCAACGCUAUCCGACAGAACACAAAAGAUCUCAUCGAAAGAUCCAACUCUGUGAAGAAUGCGCGCGACGAACUUCACGCACGGAUAGAAGCUGCAAAAACGAGGGUCCGCGACGCAAUCUUAGAAGCUCAAACACAAGCACUAGAAUUCCGAGUUAAACUACUCGAGGAAUUACUAAUUGAGAAUGGCCCACUCUUUUGGGAGAACGACGCUUCAAUGAAAGACACUUGAAUCCGUAUCAUUGCAACUUCCGUUUCGAUCACGAGCAACUCGUAUUUAUUGAUCCGUCCGAAUACUGCUGUAACGAACUAUCAAGUUUGAAACGCAUCUACAAACCAGUCUAAUAUUAUAUCAUUGCAAUAGUUCUUCUUAGCCACUGAUCUUUGUACACUCUCUCUAAGAGGGCAACUUUUGUCCAUCUUGACUUUCAUUUUCUUGUACUUCAGCAAACUCAAAAGCAUAGAUCAUGUAACAUCUUCUGCCAAACCAAAAAAAAAAAUCUUCCUUUGCUUCAUUGCAUCUGUAUCCAAUUCCUUUUACUCAUCAUAUUCCCAUCUCAUUCGAUCAACAGUCAAUUUACACUUAAC